UCAUAUCAGUCUAAAUACGAAAAAUAUAUCUACAACACAAAAAAAAAUCAUCAUUUCAUCAUUCCGGGGCGUAAAAUCCCGGCUUUACUAAAAAGAUGUCAACAUAUUAUUCGUCAUAAAAAUCUCAUGUAGAUAAUAUUAAUAGUAUAUAAAAAGAAUAAUUUGUCUAUUUGCCUCAUCAGUGUAUACAUUUUGUUUAUUUUGAAGUCUAUUUCAAGAUGAGGGUUGUGUCUGCAAUUGUGGUAUUCCUCUGCGUCGUCCUUUUGAUAAUUCAAACUAUAUCCGCGGCACCUGCGCCCAUUCCUGGGGGUGGCGGUGGCGGAGGCUGUGGUGGCGGUGGCGGCGGUGGCAGUGGUGGUGGCGGUGGCGGCGGCGGCUGUGGCGGUGGAGGUGGCGGUGGCCGCUAACGUAUAAUUAAAAUACCUAAUUUUACAUGUGGAAGCUUAAAAUUGUAUAUUUUAUCUAUCUUUAUUGUAUAUUGUAAAAUUGUAUAGUUAUUGUAUAUUGUAAAAUGUUUUGCAAUUAGAGUAUUUAUUCCUAUUUUUUGAUAUUAUGAAUAAUACUCUAUUACAGUAGUACCUAUGUGAUAAAUUUAAAACGAAUAUUGUAUCAAUAAAGUUUUUUUUUGUAGAA
Diabrotica virgifera virgifera (western corn rootworm) is the source of this 633-nucleotide messenger RNA. RefSeq names its product short stature homeobox protein 2-like. The coding region runs from base 219 to 407 and encodes 62 amino acids. The transcript is spliced from 2 exons. The record is from RefSeq and is a predicted model, not a curated record. Lineage: Eukaryota; Metazoa; Arthropoda; Insecta; Coleoptera; Chrysomelidae.